AUGUUCGAGAAAGAAGAAGCGGGGCGGAAGCACAUUCGUCUGCACAUGGAAGGCGCGCUGACUGCCCGGGACAAGGUCGGGGUGCAGGAUUUUGUGUUGUUGGAUGCCUACACCAGUGAAUCUGCUUUUCUGGAAAAUCUUCGCAAGCGUUUCAGCGAGAACCUCAUCUAUACAUAUAUUGGGACCCUCCUUGUGUCUGUGAACCCAUACCAGGAGCUUGGAAUCUACACUGUGAGCCAGAUGGAACUUUAUCAAGGGGUCAAUUUCUUUGAACUGCCACCGCAUGUCUACGCCAUAGCUGACAACGCUUACCGCAUGAUGUGCUCUGAGCUAAACAACCACUUCAUCCUCAUUUCUGGAGAGAGCGGGGCAGGGAAAACGGAGGCCUCCAAGAAGAUUCUCCAGUAUUUUGCAGUGACCUGCCCGAUGACUGAGUCACUACAAAUAGCCCGUGACAGACUGCUACUCUCCAAUCCAGUGCUGGAGGCUUUUGGAAAUGCCAAAACACUCCGGAAUGACAACUCCAGCAGAUUUGGAAAAUACAUGGACAUACAGUUUGACUUUAAGGGCAUUCCUGUAGGUGGGCAUAUCAUCAGUUACUUGAUAGAAAAGUCUCGAGUCGUCUAUCAAAAUCAGGGUGAGCGGAAUUUCCACAUCUUCUACCAGCUGCUAGAGGGUGGAGAAGAGGAGCUCCUUGCUUACCUGGGACUUGAGCGAGACCCCCAGCUGUAUAAAUACCUCUCACAGGGCCACUGUGCCAAAGAGUCGUCUAUUAAUGACAAGAAUGACUGGAAAACUGUUUCCAAUGCCUUUUCUGUCAUCGAUUUUACUGAAGAUGAUCUGGAGAAUCUCUUUGGAAUUAUUGCCAGUGUCCUACACCUAGGGAACAUCUGUUUUGAAGAGAACCAGCAAGGCUGUGCCUCCAUACCAGACACCCACGAGAUCAAAUGGAUUGCCAAGCUCCUAGGGGUCCACCCAUGGGUCCUUCUGGAAGCUCUCACCCAUAGAAAGAUUGAAGCCAAAACGGAGGAGGUGAUAUGCCCAUUGACUCGAGAACUCUCUGCCUACGCUAGAGAUGCAAUGGCAAAGGCCGUUUAUGGACGAACAUUUACUUGGCUGGUCAACAAAAUCAAUUCCUCCUUAGUGAACAAGGAUUUCACUGGGAAAACUGUGAUUGGAUUGCUGGAUAUCUAUGGGUUUGAAGUCUUUGAUAAGAAUGGUUUUGAACAGUUCUGUAUAAAUUACUGCAAUGAGAAACUCCAGCAACUAUUAAUUGAGAGAACCCUAAAAGCGGAACAGGCAGAAUAUGAAAUGGAAGGUAUAGAGUGGGAGCCAAUUCAGUAUUUCAACAACAAGAUCAUCUGUGACUUGGUAGAAGAGAGACACAAAGGAAUCAUUUCCAUUCUGGAUGAAGAAUGUAUUCGUCCUGGUCCUGCUACAGACUUGAGUUUCCUGGAGAGAUUGGAAGAGAAAGUGGGCAAGCAUGCACACUUCCAAACCCGGAAGCUGGCAGGUCCAAAGGGCAGAAAGAGGAUUGGCUGGAUGGAGUUCCAGCUCUUCCACUAUGCGGGAGAGGUCACAUACUGCACCAAGGGAUUCUUGGAAAAAAACAAUGAUCUCCUCUACAGACAUCUGAAAGAAGUGCUGUGCAGGUCCAAAAACAGAAUCCUGAAGGAAUGCUUCCGGGUGGCCGAGUUAGAAAACCGGAGAAGGCCACCAACGGUGGGGACUCAGUUUAAAAACAGUCUGAGCAGCCUUCUGGAAAUUCUCAUCUCUAAGGAACCUUCAUACAUCCGUUGCAUCAAGCCCAACGAGAGUAAAGAACCCAGCAAGUUCGAUGUCUUCCUCAUAAGGCAUCAGGUCAAGUACCUGGGGCUGAUGGAGCACCUGCGGGUGAGACGGGCCGGCUUUGCGUACCGACGGAAAUACGAGCAUUUCUUGCAAAGGUACAAGUCCUUGUGCCCAGACACCUGGCCGCACUGGCACGGGCCUCCAGCAGAGGGCGUAGAGCGGCUGAUCAAGUACAUUGGCUACGAACCGGAGGAGUACAAGUUAGGGAGAUCCAAAAUAUUCAUUCGCUUCCCUAGAACUCUAUUUGCUACUGAAGAUGCCUUUGAAUUUAGUAAACAUCAAUUAGUUGCGAGAAUCCAAGCCAUGUACAAAGGCUGCCUGGAAAGGAGAACAUACGUGAGAAAAAGACAAGCAGCCAUUAGACUUGAAGCCCACUGGCGUGGAGCCCUGGCUCGGAAGGAGGCCAAAAGGAGAAAGUGGGCUGUGCAGAUUAUAAGAAAGUUCAUAAAGGGAUUCAUCAAUCGCCACAAGCCCCUCUGUCCUGACAAUGAGGAGUUCAUUGUGUUCGUGCGGAAGAAUUACAUCUUGAAUCUUCGGUAUCAUGUCCCAAAGAACGUCUUGGACAAGAACUGGCUGAGGCCUCCUGGCCUCUUGGAAAAUGCAUCGAAUCUGCUCAGGAAAAUGUGCAUGAGGAACCUGGUCCGGAAGUACUGCCGAGGGAUCACAGCCGAGAGGAAAGCCCUGAUGCAGCAAAAGGUGGUUACAAGUGAAAUAUUCAGGGGAAAGAAAGAAGGCUAUGCAGAAAGCUUAAAUCAACCCUUUGCCAACAGCCGAAUAGAUGAAGGAGACAUUAAUCCCAAAGUGCUUCAACUGAUCAGCAGUGAGAAAAUCCAGUACGGUAUCCCGGUCAUUAAAUACGACAGGAAAGGCUUCAAGACACGGCAGAGGCAACUCAUUCUCACUCAGAAAGCAGCUUACGUGGUGGAACUUGCCAAAAUCAAGCAGAAAAUAGAGUACCCUGCACUCAAAGGUGUCUCUACCAGCAGCUUCAGCGACGGGAUCUUAGUCAUUCACGUUUCGCCAGAAGACAACAAGCAAAAGGGGGAUGCCGUCUUACAGUGCAAACACAUAUUUGAGGCAGUUACUAAACUCGUCAUGCUGGUUAAGAAGGAGAACAUUGUAAAUGUUGUUCAGGGAAGUUUACAGUUUUAUAUUAGUCCUGGAAAAGAAGGCACAAUAGUUUUUGACACUGGACCAGAAGAACAAAUCUAUAAAGAUAAAAACGGACAGUUAACAGUGGUGAGUGGCCAUGUCUGGGGAUGGGGGCGGGGGGUGUAAGCAGUUUUAAAU
Molecule: messenger RNA, 3141 nt
Organism: Physeter macrocephalus (sperm whale)
Lineage: Eukaryota; Metazoa; Chordata; Mammalia; Artiodactyla; Physeteridae
Gene: MYO1H
Product: myosin IH
Exons: 31
Coding region: 1-3129 (1042 amino acids)
Biological process (GO): vesicle transport along actin filament; actin filament organization
Cellular component (GO): actin cytoskeleton; vesicle; microvillus
Molecular function (GO): ATP binding; microfilament motor activity; actin filament binding
Source: RefSeq, a predicted model, not a curated record